Phalaenopsis equestris is the source of this 929-nucleotide messenger RNA. RefSeq names its product acid phosphatase 1-like. Gene Ontology annotation, molecular function: acid phosphatase activity. Lineage: Eukaryota; Viridiplantae; Streptophyta; Magnoliopsida; Asparagales; Orchidaceae. The record is from RefSeq and is a predicted model, not a curated record.
AAAAAUGCGAUCUCGGGCUGCAGGUUUUCAAAAACAAAUUCCAACCAAUCGUACGGAGUGCGUUCCCGGAUUUGGGGAGUAGCCGACAACGCUGUCUUCACUUCCCGUGCUGCAAUCGCUCGACUUUUCGCUCACCUCGCAUUAGGGUUUUCCGUUGGAAUGGCUCAUUUCCACCUCAUCCUGUGUCUCCUCGCUGCUCUAAUCCUGCCCUCUUAUUCCCAGAAAAUCCUCCGUAUCCUUCCAGGCGAUGCUGCGAUCUCAAACGGUAACGCGGCAGCGAACAACAAUGGCCUCUUCUGUGACAGCUGGAGACUCUCCGUGGAGACCAACAAUGCUGGCUAUUGGGCGACGAUUCCGGCUCGAUGUCUCAGAUACGUGGAAGCCUACAUGAACGGCCACCGCUACGUUUCCGAUUCUGCCGUGGUUGCCGCCGACGCAAGUUAUUUUGCAAGGGAUAUCAAUAUCGCCGGAGACGGGAAGGAUGCGUGGAUCUUUGAUAUCGACGAGACUCUUCUUUCUAAUCUGCCUUACUAUAGAGACGUCGGAUUUGGAUCAGAAAUUUUCAAUGAGACUUCAUUUGAUGAGUGGGUGGAUUCAGCGAAGGCGCCGUUUUUACCAGCAAGCUUGAAACUGUACAAAGAGCUCCAACGGCUUGGAUUUACUUUGGUACUACUGACGGGACGCGAUGAAGCUCAGCGGAAUGCCACUGAGAAGAAUCUGUUAUUUGCUGGGUACAGAAAUUGGGAAAGGCUCAUCUUAAGGGAAGCUUCUGAUGUCGGCAAACCUGCAGUGAUAUAUAAAUCAGAGAGGAGGGCUCAAUUGAAAGCUGAAGGCUUCCGGAUUCAUGGCAGCUCUGGUGACCAAUGGAGCGACUUGUUUGGACCACCAAUGGCCAGUAGAUCCUUCAAGCUCCCAAACCCAAUGUAUUU